AUGCUUCAGCGUGUGAUUGCCACCUUAAGUUGGUUGUCUCUGGGGUGUCCGCUGGAGUGCCCGCCCGAAGCGCGCGUUGGAGCUGCAAUUUCAGACGAGCAACUUGACAUGCAGAGCAUUCUCGAGCGCCACAUAAAACACUUUGUGUCUGCGCCGCCUUUGGAAGCUGCUUCUUUAGGCCGAGCUGAGGAACGCUUUGCUCAGUUGCUCCGACUUGCACAGGAACUGCCUAGAGAUCCCAACAUGGCCUCAGGUGUGGACCUUCCCGAAUUUGUUUCUGCAUUGCAUGCUGAGUUCGACCCCUACGGAGGUAGAGAUUCCGACAUUCCUCGACCCCAGCCUCCUUGCGAGUUAGAGUCCCGGGGUAGCCAACAUGUUUCGUCAGCUGGGGUUUCAUCUUCUGGCGAGUUAGGGGUUUGUUCCACGACUGGAGGUGCUCGGUAUAAAGAGGUUCAAGCUGAUCGCAUUCGUUGGGAGCACCCGCCUGCUUUUGACGCUGCCCAGUACCUCUCCGACCCAGUUGUGAAAGCUGCCUACAAUAACCCUAACGUACUGAGGAAACCUUCGCAUGACUGGCCCAAGACGCGUGCUGCAAAGGUUCAUUGCUCUCGAGCUGAGUUGUUGAAACUUGCAGCUAAGUGGGAUGCCGUUGGAGCCCUUGCUCUUACUCCUUGUGAUGCUGUCGAGGAGCGUGAAGCUGUAGGAGUGUUUGCCAUCACUAAGGACCGUGAGUGGGAUAGACUUAUCAUCAAUCCUACGGUGAUUAACUCGCGCUCUAAUGGCUACAGUAACUUCACUAGGUACCUCGCCCCCGGAAAUCUGAUUGGACUCACUCACCUUGGCGAUGGCGAGUGCCUCCGAGUGUCGGCGGAUGAUCUAUCCGAGAUGUACUACACGUUUCGGGUGCCUCCUCUGAGAGCUGCAAGGAACGCCAUCCGCAUGAAGUUCGCACCUUGGGAAGUCUCGCAUUUCAGAUGCUUCUCUGCUGCCUUGCAUUCCGUUCCGGUUUACCUGUCACUGGCUGCGCUCGCUAUGGGAGAUGCUAUGGCGGUGGAAAUUGCCCAGCAAUCGCACUACAACGUUUUGGCUACUCUAGCCGGCUCCAUGCGUGCUUCUGAGGUUGCUGCUUAUCGCAUGCCGUACCCCCGUGGUGACACGGCCGAGUACCUCGCUAUCGACGACCACGUGGUGGCUCAAAAGGUCACGCGUGCAGAGCUGGCUCGUGGUGAGCCGAAGCGCGAUUCUGAAAUUUUCAGUAAGGCUGAGGGUGCUUACGCUGAGGUUGGUUUGGUGCAACAUCCGCGCAAACGCCGCCGGUAUCAGACUUCUUGCAUUUGCCUCGGUGCCGAAAUUGAUGGCAUCAAAGGUUUGGUGUCCGCUCCUAGACAUCGGAUUGCUGUGCUGAUGACCAUCACUGCCGAGGUCGUGCGUCGCGGCACGUGCUCGGGCGCUUUCUUAGCGUCUUUGCUGGGGCUCUGGAUUCAUGUCCUUAUGUAUCGCCGGCCAAUGCUUGCUCUCUUGGAUUGUGCGUUUGCCGACAGCAGGCGCACUCCUGCCACUUCGGUGUUCGCCCUCAGCCGCAACACUCUUAAUGAGCUGCAAGCUUUGGUGAUUCUGGGACCUAUUGUUCAGACGGACAUGCGGGUUUCUUUUACACCGGCCGCCUUUUGCAUGGAUGCGUCUCCCACGGGCGCGGGCAUCUGUGCGGCUCCACUGCCGGCCUCCGUGGUUGCUGAGCUGUGGAGGCAUUCCGAGCAAAAGGGCUACUACACUCGCUUAGAAUCGCCUGCUGCUGCACUUCUGCGUGAAAAGGGCCUCGAGCCUGAAGCCGUGUUUGGUGCCGAGCCUGUUGAGGCCCCGACGGCAGUGUUUCCUUUGCCUCCCGCUAUGGGCGAGGGGGUUCUGUACGACACGCUUGAGUGCUUUUCAACUGGGGGCACGUGGGCUGCAGCGCACGCAGCCGCAGGCUUAGUUGCUCACCCGGGCAUUCACACUGCCGGGCGUCCCAUCUUGUUUGCAGAUUUGGCUGAUUGCGCUGUUUGGUCACAGCUGGCAGCACUAGCGGCUCGUGGCAUCAUCCGUGAAUGGCACUUUGAGCCUGCAGCCCGCGCGACCUGUACCUGUACGGAGCCGCAUCUUCGUGCGGAAGGCUCGUUCACAGGGCUGCGUGCUCAAGCUGUCACUGACCGGUGCCGGCCCUGUGUUUCGGCGGUGUUCGGUCGCGAACCGGUUGCCGGCGAGAGUUUGCAUAGCUUGGCCUCGGUCACGCCUGUGCGUCUCUGCCAACGCUUGGCCGCUGAGAGUGCUGAGGCCAAGAGGGGGUUCGGUCGUCCUCUACCUCUGUCGGCGCAGAUGGCGUGCGCUCGCAAGCUAGGGUUGGUCUGUUUUGACGCUGACGAAAACAGUCCGGAGGAUGUUGCCGAGCUCAGGGCCUUCCACGACGAUCCGGAGUGGAUCGGUGAGCUCGCCGAUUGUCUUGAAUUUUCUGAAAUCCUCCGUUAUCGCUUUGCACGGCAGGGGCACAUCAACGUUCAAGAGGCCAACCGCAGCGAUGGUCCUUCGCGGGGCAGAAGUGUGGCUCCGCCGUCCAAAGAGUGGCCGGUUUGGCUCAGUGAGCUUUGUGAGGGCAAGACUUACCGCUUCGACGUUUGCCUCGCAGCUGCCAGAGUACCUAAGCUUGCGGGUCGGUGGCUCCGGCUGUUACUGCUGUUAGGCGGGGACAUCGAACGCCAUCCAGGCCCGGUUGUUCGUGAGCCUCGUGGGCCUCUCGACUUGUCGUCCGGCUUUGCUGCCUCCACUCGUCACAAGAUGACGAAGAGCCUGGAUGCUUUUAAGCUGUGGUUAGCCGUCAGUUUGAACCUCUCGUUCUCUGCGGCUAUGUCGUGCGCCGAGUCGGCAGCUACUGCGCUGCGCGCCUUCGGGCUUCACCUGUAUGCCGAAGGUCAUCCUCGCUAUUUGCUUGUGUAUGCCAUUACGGCCGUUCAAGACGCAUUUCCGGCAUUCCGCAAUCACCUUACGCCUGCGUGGCAGAUCGACAAGAAAUGGCAGCAUGUCGAACCUGGCGAAUGCAGGCCGGUGAUCUCCAAGCCUAUCCUCCUAGCUUCGGUUUCUGUAGGGCUCCUUUGGGGUUGGUUUGACUGGGUCGCUGUCACCUUAGUGGGUUUCUUGUGUAUGCUGCAUCCUUCCGAGCUUGUGUGUCUGCAGCGGAGCGACCUCGUGCUCCCUGAAGACAUGAUGUCAUCGGACGUGCUGGCUUACAUUCAUGUGCGCAACCCUAAGACGGCCCGUUUCGCUCGGAGGCAACACUCUCGACUUGAGGAUGCCCACACCUUGCGUUUUCUGGUGGCCAGGUACCAGCACUUAGGUUUGCAUGAGCGAAUCUUUCGGGGCUCUCUCAGCACUUACCGUAACCAAUGGAAUGCCAUCAUGUCGCGCCUUGAAGUGCCCCACACUCAGGCGCAGCGUGGGGCAACACCUGGGGUGCUGCGUGGGAGCGGCGCUACGCACCUUUACAUGGAAACCGAAGACGUGCAGUUGGUGGCUUGGAGAGGCCGCUGGAGUAAACUCAAGACGGUCGAGUUCUACCUCCAGGAGGUGGCUGCUCAGUUGCUCCUUCAACAGCUCCCAGCGUCCUCCCGAGAGCGCAUAGCUACUCUUAGCAGCUUUGCCGGUCGGACUGUGGAAGCGGAGAGGCGGCUUCAGCACUUUUACCUCGAACUGCCGUGGCGAGCAGACGCCGGCAAAAAGCCGACGACGACUUGGGACACCUUGGAGAAGCAGGAACUGCCGUGGCGAGCAGACGCCGGCAAAAAGCCGACGACGACUUGGGACACCUUGGAGAAGCAGGCGAAAAGGAGUGGGAUCACUUUAUCAUUUGCGAGAAAACGCUCCUACAAACGUGCCUUGAACAGGGCAGAGGCGAACGGCAGUGCUUGGUACAGGGGUCAAUGGCUCAGCUUGGCAACUCUUCGAAAGUCCUAUGUGUCCAACAAUGCAGCCGCAAAGACCGAAGUGCUGAACAUCCCAGCAGCCAGCAGGUCCCAAUGCAAAAGUGGAUCCAGAUUUUCAUUGCGGGCUUUCUCCUGGAAUUGUGGCGGGCUCAACAACCUUAAGGAUGAGCUACACACCUGGCUUCAAGAGCACGGCAGUGAUUACAGCAUUGUUCUACUGCAAGAGACUUGGUAUCGUUCGGACAUGGAUUUUCUUGACAGGGGGUGGAUUUGCAUCAACUCGGGCGUCGGUGAGGGAGUGGCGAGAGCGCAAGCAGGCGUCAUGGUGUUGCUUCGCAAAGAUGUUUUUGAUCAGUCGCAUGUUCGCUUUCACCAUGUAGUUCCAGGCAGGGUGCUUCACGUGCAGGCGCUGUGCAAGGGAGGCUGGGUUAAUGUGGUCAACAUCUAUCAGCACAGCUGGGGCUUGGCCUCGGAUCAGGACCGAUUGCUCACCAAGCGGGCAGCGAUCUGGGAGAAGGUCAGGGACACCUUUGGCCAGAUUCCCAAGGGCCACUUUCUCAUUGCUGGAGGUGACCUGAACACGUCAGCGAAACCGAUGCAUCCUUGGAUAGGUCGUGGCAUGCUGCAGAAGGGCCAGAUUUCCCCGGAUGCCGAGUGCUUGGAACAGUUGGUGCAGGACUUUCAGCUGAAGGCUGUGAACACUUUUGGUAGGCCCACGGCGUUCUCCUACGUUCAUGAAGGCUACAAGGUCCAUCGCAAAUCGUUUGUUGACUAUUGGUUGCUGCGACAGUGUCAAUCAGGACAGUCUUCAGCAUCCUUGCUUGCGGGCUUCGAGGUUGGAAGAUGGCGUGAAGGAGGGCGGCACUUGCCCAUUGUCGUGGCUGUCACCCUCAGGCCUUACCAUCACCAGGUUCGUAAGACUCCCCGAGAAUGGCCAGUGUGGAAGUGCAAAUUGUUACAGCAGGCGGCAAAGGACCACCCCGAGAAGGCUGCGGAGUUCCAGGCCAUGGUUCAGGAGCGCUUGGAGGCAGAGAUCGAAUACCAACCACAGUUCUUGAAUGACAUCCUGUUGCAGGUGGGGAAACAGGUCUUCGAUAUUCAGCGACCAAGAGUGCAGCCGCCAGCUUGGACAGCAGAUGCACACACCAACUUGAUUAAGCAGAUGUGGUCACAUUAUCGGUUGAUGAAGCGUAGGCGGUGUCUCCCUGGCACUCGGGCCAUCUUGCAGGCCUGGCGUCAUCAAGUGGCAUUCCUUCGGUUACACAGGGCGGUUCAGAAACACAGCCGGCAGCUCCGACGAUCACAUUUUGAUCAAUUGCUGACGGCAGCCGAGCGCUGCGAUCAGGUCGACGGGGCAUCGACCACUUUUACUUUGAUCAAGAAGUGGGCUCCCAAGCAGGCCAAGAAACGAACACAGCUGAGAUCCCCCAACGGCCGACUUUUGUGCCCGGCUGAGGAAGUCAAGGAACUGGCGACAUUCUGGAAGGAGAUCUGUGCGGGCAGUGAUGGGCAGGCUCCACCCAGCCACCAACCACGGCAUGCCUAUCAUGUGUCACGAGAGGAACUACUUCAUGCUCUGCUCUCGCUGAAGGGCAACAAAGCGGCACCGGCUCAUUGUGCACCACAUGCGCUGUGGCAGAUUGCAGCAGGUCCUGUUGCCGAGUUCUUGGAUGUUCAGGUUCUCAGCAAAUGGCGUGACGAAGAAGCCGAGGUCUUUGAGGAUUGGUCGGCGUCCUGGCUCACCUUCUUGAACAAAGCUAACAAGCCGGGCAAUAAGCCCGGAGAUCUCAGGCCGAUUUCCUUGUUGGAGCCAGCGGGGAAGGCCAUGAGCGGCAUCAUCAAGCAACAUUUGAUGCCUUUCCUGCAGCCCUGGGUUGAGGACAGACAUCUUUUUGGGUACUUGCCCAAUCGAUCGUCGCAACAGGCACUGAGCAUUGUAUAUCGGCAUUGUGCCGAUGCCCGUGCUCGGGCGAAAGCACAGGGUCGAGAUUUGUAUGCGAUCCGUCAGGGACAUCGACGAGGGGGCUGCGCAGGGGGCUUGCAGGUGAGCAUCGAUUUCACACAAGCGUUCGAUAGGGCCAACCGCGCUCUGCUCAACUCAGCCCUUCUACAUCUGAAGGUCCCUGAUAACCUACGAUGCUUGAUUAUGCAGUGGGUAGAGACUACCACUUUCCAUGUUGUGCAGGACGAUGCUGAAGCCAAGUUCUCCUCCAGUCGAGGAAUAAGACAAGGCUGUCGCUUAUCACCAUCACUCUGGGUGUGCAUCUCGGUGUACUUGCUGCAUUUGCUUGAGCAGGAGAUGGGGUCCCAAUGGUGCAACGAUCAUCUGGUGGGCUUUGCUGAUGAUACUCAUCUUCGUUGGGAUAUCCAUGAUGCGGUGCAGCUACAUCAGGCUCUUGCACAAGCACAUCGGGCAUUACAACUCCUGGAAAAGGCGGGUCUCAAACUUAGUCGGGACAAGACGGUUUGUCUGCUACGGGUUGAAGGUGUUCAGACUCCACACAUCAAGCGGCAGCUCAUCGACAAAGCCAAGGACGGCCGAGUCCUCAAAAUCAGCCCGGACUACAUCCUGCCACUCAAACAGGAUCACAUUUACUUAGGCGCUUGCAUCACAUAUGGGGACUUUGAGCACAAGAACAUGCAGCACCGAGUCCAUGCAGGCAAAGUGGCAUUCCAACGAGUUCGCAAAUUUCUCAUGGCAGACAAGGCAGCCAGCAUGCAGAAGAGGCUUCGACUAUGGAAGGCCAUUGUCAUCCCAACUGUCAUGUACUCAAUCACUGCUUCCGGUGUUCUCCCCAAGGGGGUCGACGCACUUCGCGUCAUGUUGACCAAGCAAGCGCGAGCCAUCGCGCGCAGCCCCAGACACAGGCUGGGAGGUGAAACCGGUGAAGAGGUUAUCACGGAAUCCGAUGAAGUUUUCUGGCGAAAGGUGGCAAUGGUCACUCCCGAACAGAUGGUGCAACAGAGAUUGCAGGCCGCCGUGGAACGCACAACGGAGCUUACGCAUCACUUAGCGACACAGGAUGUUCGAAUCAGCGCGGCUGUUCGGGAGUGGGAGCAGACCAUUCUGCAGCAGUUCAAGGACCGUUGCAUUCAGAGUGAUAGCGUCACUACUGUUCACAAGUGUGAUGUUUGCAAUGCGGAGUUCGGUGACUACAGUUCUUUGCGGGCACACAAGGCUAAGGUCCAUAGUGCAGAGAGGCGGCAGACUGCAGCGCCAACCUUUGACAGGCAACGUCACGGUGUGGAUGGAAUGCCGACGUGUUCCAUGUGUGGGCACAAAUUUCUGCGGUGGGCUGAUUUGCAGAAACAUGUUGCAGGGAACUUUUGUCAACAGAGCACACCCGACACCGAGGCGAGUACCAUGGUUGAGGCCAAGGCUUCAGUCUGGGAUCAGGCUCGGGAUGGCACGCUUCAGCUCGAUGACAUCAGCUUGGCAACGGUCACCGAGGAGCUCAAGCAGGAACUACUUCAGCAUUGUGCAUUGUGUCGUCAAUGGCAACCCGAUCCCAAGUAUAUCAAGAUACAUUGGGGGCGAGUUCAUAAGAAGGAAUGGCAGGCGCACGAAGCUCACACAUUGCAAUGGCGAAGAGCAACUUUUGCACGCAUUACAGGUACCUGUGCAUGGUGUCAUCGGUCUGUGCCCAAAGGCUCGGUCCAUACCGACACAUGUCCGGUGUUGUUUCAACUGUCUAUGGUUCGUGCGAUGGGCAGUGCAGCCUCAGGCGGUGAUGUCACCACGGUGAGUGCGGAGCCAGGGCUGGUAGCUGAAGUAUCCUUGCCUGAUGUACAUGCCAGCAAACAUUGGACGACCCAUUGCCAGUUGUGCCAUGAACAAUGCACCGCGAGGGGGCUGCGACGGCACAUGGAACAACAUCAUGCAAACAUAUGGUCCCAGUCGAAGACCGGGGUGGUGGAUUUGUGUUCGCAGUGGGCUGCCAGUCUCAAACGUCCGUGUCAGUUCUGUGGAGGCAACUUUAAACGAGCAGCACAGCAUGCACAUGUUUGUCAUGUUCUCUUUCAAUCUGCCUUGCAAAUUUCGCUACCGGCAGCUCCUCCUGUAGAAGUUCAUGGCCAGCAUGUCGACGGGGGAGGACCAGUUCAUGGACAUCUUCGCAGCGACGAUGCCGGCGCUUCGGGAAAUGGCAGCCAAAAGAGCCGCCGAGCAGGUCGAGCAGAACGGCUCCAACAAGAGGCCGCAUCUGGAAGUGACCAAGCAUACCAAGGGCAAAGGCUGGGGGAAAGGCCGAGGCAAUCGCUUCAACAACGGCUGGGGGAACCGUUGGAACACACAGGCACCGGCUCCGGCACCAUCCACGGUUUCUUUAGAAGAUCUUCAGCAAAUGAUGCACUUGGUUGCUCGGCUGCUGGUUCAACAGGACAACGAGAUUCAGAUGCUCAAGAUGGACAAGCAGUUUCUGCUACAUUUCGAGACGGGGCCCCAGGGAAUGGUUCACUUGUUUUGGGAGUCGGCACAGGUCUGGAAGAAGGCCAAGGAAGCCCAGCCCCCGACGGUGGACAAAUCGUUGCGCGUAACCUUGAUUCUGUGCAUGAUGAUGGAGCUAGAAGGCCGCUUGACGAAGAUGCUUGCACACGAGCCGACCAAGGACAACAUGAUCAAGCAUGGUUGGCUCACCACUCUCCUCGGGCAGCCAGCUUGGCCAUACAUGAUUUGGACGGGGGAGAAGUUGGAACUCGACUCCACCAAAGCGGCGAUCCCUCACAGCGAGAUGACGGAGAUCAUAAAGGAGAUCAAGCAGGCGCUCUUCGACAAGUCCGAAGAACUGGUGCACAAGUUCCACAGCGUGCGCCCGUUGGCGGAGCAGAUGGAGGGCGACACAUUACCUUUUCUCUUGUCAAUCAGCACGAGAGGGGCUCUGGCGGAUCGGACGUUCGAGCUUUUUCGAAAGCUGGAGGGCAACACGGUUCUAAGGGUCGUGGGCGCUCGCCUUCGGGGCGAACGCCUCAAGCGGCAACCCCUGGUACAUCAGCUAGUGGAGGCCAUGGCGCAGCUACAGGUGAGUUCGUGACCAAGACGCAGAGGCAGGUCCUUGGAGUGCGGUUGCAGAACAAUCACAACGUGUGUUACAUCAACUCUCUGGUUCUGCUGUGGGCGUGGGCUUCAUCGUUCAGCAAUAAUCUUGAGUACUUUGCAGGUGCGGCGACUCCGGCUCUCCGAGCCAUUCUUACGAGCAAGGGGCUGCUCAAUCUUCUUGAGCUACUGCCUUGGCAAUGCUUUUAUCGCGGAUGGCCCAAUCUGCGACUUCAGCAUGAUGUGCAAGAAUGGUGUGCUCAUUUAUUUACUCAGGUGAUGCCUCGAUUUUUGAGUGGAUCAUGGCAUGCGAAACUUCUUAGUCUGGAGCUCAGAGACCGUGCCCACACGUAUUCGCCUGUUUGGAUGACAUUACCCUCACAUGUACAGGAGUGUACUUUGCAAACAGUGGUGGAUCAGUGGAGUGCUCAGGAUGCUAUACAUGCAUUGUGCGAACCCCCGGAGGUAUUGUGUGUAUGCCUCGCAAGGUUCGGCUAUAAUGGUGAUGAGGCCUUCAAGCACACAAUGUCGGUGAGUUUGCAAAGCUUGUCCAUCAUGAUUCCCUGCUUUCUGAAUGAGAACAGUUUGGAAACCCGUAGUUGUUCAUACACGGUUAUUGGUGCUAUUUCACAUUAUGGUCAGACCGUCAAUUCUGGACACUACAGGGCCAUGCUUUACAGUGCAUCGGAGUCAUGUUGGUACAUCACUGAUGACGGCUCUCGGGCCAAAAGGGCCAAACACAGCGACAUGCAACACCUUUUCAGAAAUGCUUACUUGAUUUGGCUGAGAGCUGAGGGCUGA
Symbiodinium sp. CCMP2592 is the source of this 9783-nucleotide messenger RNA. The record is from the annotation of a GenBank genome assembly. NCBI's taxonomy places the organism in Eukaryota, Dinophyceae, Suessiales, Symbiodiniaceae.